Exophiala aquamarina CBS 119918 is the source of this 3093-nucleotide messenger RNA. RefSeq lists its product as uncharacterized. The transcript has a single exon. NCBI's taxonomy places the organism in Eukaryota, Fungi, Ascomycota, Eurotiomycetes, Chaetothyriales, Herpotrichiellaceae. The record is from RefSeq and is a predicted model, not a curated record. Bases 1 to 3093 code for a protein of 1030 amino acids.
AUGAAGUUGCGCUUCUCAUCCUACAUCGACCCAUCCACCGGGGCCAAGCUCGAUAGAACUUUCACCCUCCACACAUACGAUGUCGAGGAUGUCAACUAUGACAACGAGGAUGAACCCCAAGCUGAGCAUGCACUCGACACCACUCCUCUUCUCUCAUUCCAGGGAAGGGACUAUCCAGUAACAUUGCCACCCAAGUCGACAAGGCUAGUGGGUUGGACACGGGACUGCGCUAUCAAGACAAGGAAGUUCAUCCUUUCGGACGUCGGUAAAUCCAUUUUUAAAUGUGCAGUUGCGUAUGUCUUGGGAAGUCUCGCAACGUUCGUCCCUCAAAUAAGCCGGCUGCUGGGAAAACAAGACUCGAAACAUAUGGUGGCUACUAUUACAGUGUAUUUCCACCCUGCAAGAUCCCUCGGGAGCAUGCUCGACGCCUUGCUUGUGGCCAGCACGGCUUUUCUCUAUACUGCCUUGGUUUCGCUUUUGAGUAUGACCGUAUCUGCAUUCUUUGCUGAUACAGUCCAUCUCAUCAAAAUCGGCCACGCAAUCGUGUUGGUUGUCUUUGUCGGAGGUGGCCUUGGCCUUGUGGGCUGGAUCAAACUAAAACGGAAUGACGCGUUGGUGAACAUUGGUUGUUCACUCGCAUCGCUUGCCCUGAUCACCAUCCUCACAAAAGAAGGCGCCGUUCAGGCGGGCGACUAUUCGGUAGAAAAGAUCUCACAAAUCCUCAAGAUGAUUGCUACCGGUGUCACUGCCACAAUGCUCGUCUCGUUUCUGAUCUUUCCCAUCUCCGCCCGUUUCCGGCUCAGGAAAAACCUGUUGGGAGCCACUGACGCACUUUCUGAUAUGCUGGCCCUUAUAACUAGUAGUUUCUUGUCCGGCGAUGAAUCUGAGUUGGAGGAUAAUGUUCUUGCAGGUGUCAGUGACCGCCACAAGAAGCUCUCGGCCUCUAUUGACCAGAGUCUGAAAGAGUCCAGAUAUGAACAUUACUUGUUUGGAACUGAACGCCAAGCGUCCGUUGAGACGAAGCUCGCACACUGUAUUCAAAGGAUCUCCCAGAGUAUUGGAGGCUUGCGGAGUGCAGCAGCCAUGCAAUUCGUGGUCGUCAGGGAGCCUCCCUUUGGGACAGGUCCGCGGUCGGCCGAUAUGGCCGGCUAUUCCCCAGCGGUCUUUAAUACUUUCUCGACCUCAAGAACUAGUGCUACUAAUCAAAGCGUGCUCGAUUACUUUGGCCUCAACGCACCCGUAGGUGAUACCGCAGGCAGCCGCCCACACACUGAGGAACGUCAAAAGUUCCGCACACCUGCUCAGAUAUUCGAGCUUUUCAUUCAGAACCUGGGCCCUUCUAUGAGAUCGCUAGCGUUCACACUCAAGGAGAUUCUGGACGAUUUUCCAUUUGAUGCAUCCAAUCACUACCAGGUAGUGACAAACCCCAAGUUUAAAGGCAGUUUGGAACGUGCUCUGGAGCUGUAUAAGACCUCUCGUAAAGCGUCCCUUGAUAUUGUCUACGGGCAGAAGGAUAUGGACAGGUCUCGGCCAAUUCCUGUUCAAGCCGAUUGGGAGGAUGCCGCAGCUUGCUGUGGCCAUUUCUCAUUUUCUCUGGUUCAAGUUGCAGAGUCUGUCAGGGACUAUUUGAUCAUCCUCGACGAACUGCAGCUAGAAGUGGACGAAUCACCAUCCGGCAGGACAUGGACCUGGUUGAAAUUCUGGAAACACACAGACGAGAAAAAGCAUCUCGAUGGCCUUGAUCCUGACUUCGUCGAGGUUCUUGAUAGAGCUAAUAUGCUCAACCUUCAAGUGACAGCAGCCUCGUUAAGGAAACCGAGCCUGUAUGCUCGACCGGCGUGGCCAGAGCGAUCGCGAUUCAAGCAGGCCAUGUUUCAAAGAUUCUACGACGCUGCCUCCUUCUUUCGACGGGAUGAUAUUAAGUUCGCAAUCAAGGUCGGAUUGGGUGCGAUGCUGUACGCGUCAAUCAGCUUUGUCCCUACCACCAGGCCGUUCUAUUCACACUGGCGGGGAGAAUGGGGCCUCGUGUCAUAUAUGUUAGUUUGCAGCAUGACGAUAGGAGCGUCAAACACCACAGGCUAUUCACGCAUCCUAGGUACUUGCCUGGGAGCUGUCCUCGCCAUCGCUGCAUGGGAGAUCGCUAGAGGCGACCCGUUCGCGAUGGCGUUCUUUGGCUUCUGCAUGGCAUACUGGACCGCAUACAUCAUCAUUGGGAAAGGUAAAGGACCGAUGGGGCGAUUCAUCAUGCUCACUUAUAAUUUAAGUGCGCUGUAUGCCUACAGUCUCAGCGCUCUGGACGAUGACAACGACGGAGACGAAGAAGACUCCAAGAACAACCCCUUGAUAAUCCCUAUUGCCGGACACCGGGUCGCAGCAGUGAUAUCAGGCUGCAUAUGGGGCCUCAUCAUCACGCGGAUGAUCUGGCCCAGCUCGGCACGGCAAAAGCUCAAAGAUGGAAUCUCGCUACUCUGGCUCCGGAUGGGAUUGAUCUGGAAACGAGACCCACUGUCGACGCUGACGGGAGAGAUCGAUUCGCACAGGUACAUGCAUCUCAGGGAGGAGUUUUACCUCCAGCAGUUCCUGUCGACACUGCAAGGCCUCGCGGACGCGUCGAAAUCCGAAUUCGACUUGCGCCGACCGUUCCCGCACGCGACGUAUGCUCGGAUCCUGAAGAACACCGACCAGAUCCUGGGCGCAUUCCACGCCAUGAACGAGGUGAUCCUGAAGGACCCACAGGCCUCUCCCGGCGAAGAGCUACUGCUACGAGCCACCGCGCAAGAGCGCGCCCAGCUCUGUGGGCGCAUCAGCCACCUGUUCAACGUCCUCGCUUCCUCCAUGAAGCUCGAAUACGCCAUCUCCGGCGAUGCCCACGCGUUGCCCAACAUCGAGCACACCCGAGACAGGCUGCUGGCCAAGGUCUUUGCAUAUCGGCGGAGCGAUGCCCAGGAGCAGAGGACCAGUGACGAAGACUACAGCCUGCUGUAUACGUAUGCGCUGGUGACGGGCCAGCUGAACAUUGGCAUUCAGAAGUUGCUGAGCGAUGUGGAGGAGCUCUUUGGGGUUUUGGAUGAAGAGGCGCUACGGUUGGAAUAG